AAAAAAAAAACAUAAAUAAAUAAAGAAAGGAAAAGAAAAAGAGAGUGGAAGGAAUCAGUUCAGAUAAGCGUGAUGAUAUUCCAUUCCAUUGAUCUUCUCUUCUUCCUAAAUGUGGCUUUGACUCGUUUUCCUAUUCAUCUUCCUCAUGGUACCUUCCGCUUUUUCAGUUACCUUUGCUACUAAUUUACUAGCAUUUAUUAUACAACCUAUAAAUAAUUUUUUUUUAAAGAAAUGUAACAGAACGGAGUUGUAUUAAUUAUGUUCUUCACAAGAAACACCAAAGCAUAUGAAUCAAUAUUUGUAAACAGUAGUAAAGUUUGAUCAAUCCCCAUGUGUCACAAUUCCACGUUAAUACACCACCUAUGAGAGAGAUCCCACUCAGACUGAUACAACCAAACACUAAAACCCACGAUGAUGGAUAUGUCGAGUCACUCUCCACUUGAGCAUUUAUUGCUGAUUAGUUUUGUUUGUUUUGCAAUAAGGGCUUUUUAUGAGUUUAUCUUUUCUUCUUUUAUUUUGAGGUAGCAGUAGCAAUUGCGCUUGUUCUGUCACUUGUGUGGACCAAACCUCACUCAAAUCAGAGGGUUUUGGAGUUUUGUGGGUCAAGGACCGUGUAUGAUUUUGCAGUAAACCUCCUUCUUCUUCUUCUAUAUUCAGUCAUUUACACUUGUCCCUUUCUUUUGGUUUUUAGCUAUCCGCACACGAAUACACCAUCAUAAUAUAUUUAUUGUUGUAGGAGUUAUUGAACUGCACAAGUUCUCUCUCAAUUUCCUUACCAACUUUCCUCGUAACAGUUGUUUUUAAAAAAACUUGUGGCAUUUCGCACCUGCUCUGUAAAUUCUCCAUUUCUCAAUUUUCUGGGCUUUGUCCAAGUCAAAUUCCUGGUCCCCCUUUAUUAUUUUUUUCUCUCAAGGAUUUCUUGGAGUGUCUUCCAGUGCUUUGGUUUUUCUGUCCAGCAGGGACAUUCUCUUAUUCAUCUCUACUGGUUCAAGCAAUGAGAUUAUUGUGGUGAUUCUGAAACAACUGACAUGGAUAUUGAAGCUCGUCAAAAUCCCAUCAAGAGGGAAUCAUGGAAGACGGUCUUGACUUUAGCUUAUCAGAGCCUGGGUGUGGUGUAUGGAGAUUUAAGUACUUCACCACUGUAUGUGUACAAGAGCACAUUUGCAGAAGACAUUAAACAUUCAGAAUCCAACGAGGAGAUUUAUGGAGUUCUAUCUUUUGUAUUUUGGACAUUAACCCUCAUUCCACUGCUUAAGUAUGUAUUUGUAGUCCUCAGAGCGGACGAUAAUGGUGAAGGCGGAACUUUUGCUCUGUAUUCUCUGCUUUGCCGCCAUGCCAGAGUGAGCACUUUGCCCAAUGGUCAGGUUGCUGACGAGGAAUUAUACGAGUAUAAAAAAGAUGAGAUUGUGUCCACUGAUAAAGGUCCUGGGUUCAGCUUGAAGACUACAUUAGAGAAACACAAGCUUUUGCAGAAGAUAUUGCUUAUCUUGGCCUUGAUUGGUACUGGAAUGGUCAUUGGAGAUGGAGUUCUUACACCGGCACUUUCAGUUUUUUCUGCCGUUUCUGGACUGGAGCUUUCCAUGGCCAAAACGCAUCAUCAGUACGUUCAAGUUCCAGUUGCUUGCAUCAUAUUGCUUACGCUAUUCUUUCUCCAACACUACGGGACCCAUCGGAUAGGCUUCCUCUUCGCACCAAUUGUUAUCACAUGGCUUUUAUGCAUCAGUGCCAUUGGACUGUACAACAUUUUCCACUGGAAUCCCCAUGUUUAUCAUGCAAUCUCUCCUUAUUACAUGUAUAAAUUCUUGAAAAAGACCCGACGAGGAGGUUGGAUGUCCUUGGGAGGGAUUUUGCUAUGCAUGACAGGUUCAGAGGCAAUGUAUGCUGAUCUUGGCCACUUUUCUCAAUUGUCUAUCAAGAUAGCUUUCACUUUCAUGGUCUACCCUGCACUGAUUCUGGCAUAUAUGGGGCAAGCUGCUUACCUCUCCAAGCAUCACAUGAUUCACAGUGAUCACCAAAUCGGAUUUUAUGUGUCUGUACCUGAAAAGAUAAGAUGGCCUGUCCUUGCGAUUGCGAUUCUUGCUGCUGUAGUGGGAAGCCAGGCGGUCAUUACAGGGUCAUUUUCUAUAAUCAAACAAUGUUCUGCAUUGGGUUUCUUUCCAAGGGUCAAAAUCGUACACACAUCAUCUAAAGUACACGGGCAGAUUUACAUACCUGAAAUCAACUGGAUUUUGAUGCUGCUGUGUCUGGCUGUAACUAUUGGAUUUAGAGACACUAAACACAUAAGCAAUGCGUCAGGUCUAGCAGUUAUCACUGUGAUGCUGGUGACCACCUGCCUAAUGUCUCUUGUAAUUGUUCUUUGCUGGAGGAGAAGUAUCUUGCUAGCUUUCUGUUUUACGUUGUUCUUUGGUUCCAUUGAAGCGCUUUACUUUUCAGCUUCUCUCAUCAAGUUCCUUGAUGGUGCCUGGGUUCCAAUAGCUCUCUCAUUUAUCUUUUUCAUGGUCAUGUAUGUAUGGCAAUACGGGAUGAAGAGAAAAUAUGAGUUUGACGUUGAAAACAAAGUUUCCAUCCCCUGGCUUCUUGGCCUUGGUUCUAACCUUGGAAUUGUCCGUGUUCGAGGCAUAGGUCUCAUACAUACCGAGCUUGUAUCAGGAGUUCCUGCAGUUUUCUCUCAUUUUGUCACAAACCUUCCCGCUUUUCACCAAGUGGUUGUCUUCUUCUGCAUAAAGUCUGUGCCCGUACCUCAUGUAAGACCUGGAGAAAGAUUUCUGGUGGGGAGAGUUGGACCGAAAGAAUACAGACUCUAUCGGUGUAUAGCGCGUUAUGGUUAUCGCGAUGUUCAGAUGGACGAUGUGGAGUUUGAAAAGGAUCUUGUAUGUGCACUAGCUGAAUUCAUCCGUUCAGAAGGACUGGAGAACAAUUCUAAAUUUGAAGAUUUCGAAGAUGAUGACAGGAUGACAGUAAUAGGGACAUCAUCUAGCUGCAGCAAUGCUAUAAGAUUGUUGGAAAGCGAUGAUGCCGAAUGCAACUCGGUUGAGAUAACUAAUAUAGAGAUAUUGGGAGAUAUCAUUACUCCAAGGGAGGAAACUCCCAAGAAAAGAGUGAGGUUUCUGGUGCCGAAAACUCUUCAAAUGGCUGCUAGUGCGCAGGAGGAAUUGCAGGAACUGAUGGAAGCCAGGGAAGCUGGAUUAGCAUUCAUACUGAGUAAUUCAUAUGUGAAGGCAAAGAGUGGUUCAAGUUUCGUCAAAAGAGUGGUGAUUGAUAUAUUAUUCGAUUUCCUGAGAAGGAACUCGAGAGGGCUAACGUAUGCAUGGAGUUUCCCUCGUGCAUCAACUCUGGAGGUGGCGAUGGUUUACCGUGUAUGAUUCUUGAUACUUAGCUUAAUUGAUGUUUACAUUUUUCUUAGUAAACGACAUUAAGUUAGUUGACAUUGCCUCCGACCCUGUAAGUACCUUAAAAUAAAGGUAUGAGCUAUAAAAACCAGAAAGGAAAAACGCUGUGAAAGUAAAUCAUGUAUGUGUACAUUUGUUAGUGUUAUAAACUUGAUAUGUCCCUUUCUAGAAAUGAUUUUUAGGGGACGCAUGUAAUUGUGGAUGUCAGUAAAAGUAUAGAACUCGAGUAACGUUGUAAUUGUGUCGCUCAUGUAGUACCGUAUGUGUUCUAGAAUAUCCAUCCCAUUCUGCAUAUGUUAUGUUAUCUUCUUUGUUGUUGUCUUGUUGAUGAUGAUUCCAUAGGGCAGCAAAGGGUUCACCUCCUCUGACCAGAUGAGGGAAACAAUGUUCGAUUACACUAUGAUACCUUCUUG
Molecule: messenger RNA, 3802 nt
Organism: Oldenlandia corymbosa var. corymbosa
Lineage: Eukaryota; Viridiplantae; Streptophyta; Magnoliopsida; Gentianales; Rubiaceae
Source: the annotation of a GenBank genome assembly